GUCCCGGCGGUGCGCAGGCGCGGUGCGCGGCCAUGGCGCACGGGCACGGGCCCGGGCGGUGCCGCUGCUGCUGCGGGGAGGGGGCGGCGGAGCCGGGGGCGGCCUGGGCGCUCCACCUGCGCAUCGACCGCCAGCGCCUGCAGUGCCUCAACGAGCGCCGGGAGGGCUCCGGGGCGCUCGUGUUCCGCGCCUGGGAGGAGCGCGGCGACCGCGCGAAGUUCGUGGAAAGCGAUGAUGACGAGGAGCUGCUGUUCAACAUCCCGUUCACGGGCAGCGUGAAGUUAAAAGGAGUCCUUGUGAUGGGGGAGGACGACGGGACGCACCCGGCGGAGCUGAGGCUGUUCAGGAACAUUCCUCACAUGUCCUUUGAUGACACGGCCAGGGAAGCAGAGCAGACCUUCAGCCUGAACCGGGACCCCCUGGGCGAGCUGGAGUAUCCCACCAAAAUUGCCCGUUUCUCCAACCUUUACCACCUCUCCAUGCACUUCCCGAAGAACUUCGGGGCGGAGACAACGAAGAUCUUUUACAUCGGCCUGAAGGGGGAGUGGGCGGAGGCUCACCGCCACGAGGUCACCAUCUGCAACUACGAGGCCUCCGCGAACCCCGCCGACCACAAGCUGGAGCAGAUCACGCCUCAGACGCACUUCAUCUCCUGAGGGCUGGGGACGGGGGUUCCCGGGGACACCGGGGCAGCUCCCGGGACACGGGAUGUGGCCCCGCGUGUCGGGACGGG
Messenger RNA from Empidonax traillii (willow flycatcher), 733 nucleotides. It is a transcript of the gene PITHD1, whose product is annotated as PITH domain containing 1. The record is from RefSeq and is a predicted model, not a curated record. The transcript has 6 exons. Gene Ontology annotation, cellular component: nucleus. Lineage: Eukaryota; Metazoa; Chordata; Aves; Passeriformes; Tyrannidae. Bases 33 to 656 code for a protein of 207 amino acids.